AUGAUUGUUCUGCAAGCCAAGCGGAGGAUCAUGAUAAACUCGACUCAGUUUUCAUACUUCACAUUAAAUGCCAACAUUGACAGCAGUCACUUAAAAUAUUUAUUUUUUGUGAUUCUCAUGUCUAUGUAUAUUUUAAUUAUUUGUGCCAAUGUUUUGCUCAUUGUGGUUAUCUGUAUGAACAGAAGCUUACAUGAACCUAUGUACUUUUUUCUGUGCAGCCUGUUUGUAAAUGAACUGUAUGGUAGCACAGGGUUGUUUCCAUUCCUUCUGGUUCAGAUCCUCUCUGACAUUCACACUGUUUCUACUUUCUUUUGUUUCCUGCAGAUUUUCUGUGUGUAUUCUUAUGCAAAUGUGCAGUUUUGUAACUUAGCCAUCAUGUCUUAUGACAGAUACCUCGCUAUCUGUUUUCCUCUGCAAUAUAACACACGUAUGACGUCUAAAAAGGUUGCCAUGCUUAUUGCUAUAACAUGGUUAUUCCCAUUUAUUGAAGUUGCUGUCAUGGUAUCUUUGAGUGCUCCUUUACAGCUGUGUGGAAACAUUAUUAACAAAGUGUACUGUAACAACUACUCUGUGGUCAAACUGGCAUGCUAUGACACCACCGUCAAUAACAUUUAUGGAAUUAUUUACACAAUUUUAAUAAUUGUUGGUGUUGUAACUUUAAUUCUUUACACAUACAUAAGGAUUCUUAAAGUCUGUUUUUAUGGUUCUAAACAGACCAGACAGAAAGCUGUCAGUACCUGCACACCUCACCUUAUUUCUCUGCUCAACUUCUCUUGUGGUUGUUUCUUUGAAAUAAUGCAGAGCAGAUUUGAUAUGAGCAGUGUACCCAAUAUGUUGCGCAUUGUUUUAUCAUUAUACUUCCUCACUUGCCAACCGCUCUUCAACCCUGUACUGUAUGGAUUGAAAAUGUCUAAAAUACAUAGAUUAUGUAAAAGUCUUGUCUUCAGUAAAAUGUAA
Messenger RNA from Thunnus maccoyii (southern bluefin tuna), 957 nucleotides. Its product is annotated as olfactory receptor 11A1-like. Gene Ontology annotation, biological process: G protein-coupled receptor signaling pathway. Bases 1 to 957 code for a protein of 318 amino acids. The record is from RefSeq and is a predicted model, not a curated record. The transcript has a single exon. Gene Ontology annotation, molecular function: olfactory receptor activity; G protein-coupled receptor activity. Lineage: Eukaryota; Metazoa; Chordata; Actinopteri; Scombriformes; Scombridae. Gene Ontology annotation, cellular component: membrane.